GGAUCCAGUAACUGCGACUCCGCGGUGGAGGAGGAUUAGCGGCAGACUGUUGCGUUUCUAAGCGCCGCGCGUUGAGACAGCGAAUUAAAAAACACUCGACAUUAUGUCUGCGUCGGGCCGUUGAUAUGUUUUAACACGUGACUGAGUGUGAAACUGUCGGGGGGGAAAUGACAUGUCAGCGGCCGCACUUAACGCCGGCAUUGUUGCGAGGACUCGACUCGAACGCACCGCCUCCGCCGCUGCCGCACUGAGGCAGACGGAGCGAACCGUCACAGCCUGACUGGAACUUUACUACCGUUUUCCUCGAAAACAACAGAAAGAGAGAGGCCGCGCUUCAUCGCCACUUAUUCGACGCCAUCGUACAGGAAAUUCCAAGAUGCAAGAGUCGCUCGUCCGCCGCGUUCGUGUCGUGAAAGGCCACGGAGCUCGGAGAAGGAGCAUCUGAGUAAACAAAACAAAAGGAGGAUUGAGACUCUCUCUCUCUCCUGGAGCUUCUUUUUCUUCUUCUGUCGCUACAUCAAAACCAAGCCAGUCAGAUUUUGGGGUUCGAGCCAAACUAGAUGUGAAAAAGGGAUCGUUUUUUUGUUUGUUGUUGUUGUUGGUGCUGCGAGCUUCAUACCAUGGAUAGCUUCCCCCGGCCCAGCGGUGAAAUCCAGAGGAAGAACCCCCAUCACGACUUGGAGCUCAUCCAGAGGGUGGGAAGUGGCACGUAUGGAGACGUGUUCAAGGCUCGAAACGUGCACACGGGAGAGCUCACUGCUGUGAAGAUCAUAAAGUUGGAAAUAGGGGAUGACUUUUCCAUCAUACAGCAGGAAAUCUUCAUGGUGAAGGAAUGCAUGCACCACAAUAUUGUGGCCUACUUUGGGAGCUACCUCUGUCGGGAGAAGCUUUGGAUAUGUAUGGAGUACUGCGGCGGAGGAUCUCUGCAGGACAUUUAUCACGUGACGGGACCACUGUCAGAGCUCCAGAUCGCAUAUGUCUGCAGAGAGACCAUACAGGGUUUGGGAUAUCUGCACACCAAGGGCAAGAUGCACCGUGACAUCAAGGGUGCCAACAUACUUCUAACAGACAACGGAGAUGUGAAGUUAGCCGACUUUGGAGUUGCGGCCAAAAUAACGGCCACCAUUGCCAAAAGAAAGUCCUUCAUUGGAACACCUUACUGGAUGGCUCCGGAAGUUGCUGCAGUGGAGAAGAACGGUGGCUACAACCAGCUCUGCGACAUCUGGGCAGUUGGCAUCACCUCCAUAGAGAUGGCCGAGCUGCAGCCGCCGAUGUUCGACUUGCACCCGAUGAGGGCCUUAUUUUUGAUGUCAAAGAGUAGCUUCCAGCCUCCUAAACUAAAAGACAAAAGCAAAUGGUCCACCGCCUUCCACAACUUUGUCAAAGUGUCUCUGACGAAGAACCCAAAGAAGAGGCCCACCGCCGAGAAACUUCUAUCGCACGUAUUUGUGGGCCAGACGGGCUUGACGAGGAGGCUCGCCGUCGACCUCCUCGACAAGAUGAACAACCCGGAUAACCACCAGCAUUACAGUGAGGUGGACGACGACGACCUCGAGCCCCUCUCUGCCGUCAGACACACCAUCCGCUCCACCAACAAACAAGCCAGAGCUGAAAGGACACGCUCCGAGUUGGACUCAAACAAUUGGACACGCCAAGGCGGGCCAUGCUCAAGUCCUAGCUUCUCUGAGGGACACAGGGGGGAUGAAGUCGACAAGCUCCAGUUUGAACCACCACUCUGGAAGGAAACGGAGGCUCAUUCUAAAAUGGAUGUGAGGAAAGAUAAUGACUUCCCUUCCCCCUGGAUUCCCUUUGAAGAGGGAGGAAUAACAACCAGCGGGGACAUCGACCAUAUCGAAAACUUCUUUGAAGAUGUAGAGCUAUCGACUCUCAAGCCAGGGCUUCCUCCUCCUCCUCUGCCCCCAAAGCCCCGAUUAAACAGUUCGUCUGAGGAGCUCGGCCUUAACGAAGAGCGGUGUCUGACCGUGCGGCGGUUCCCCAACUCGGAGAACGGGCCGAGCCAGGCGGUGCGCAGACAGAGCACGCCGGAGCAGGGCAACAAGUUUGAGCACUCCUCUCCAGACUUCCUCUCCGUCAGCGUCAGCAGCCCCGGCCUUUUGUCUCACGCCUCUGACCCUGAUAACGAUUCAGAUGACAGUGUGAACGGAGGCAGUCCCAAGCCACCGCCACACCAGCAGCACCGGAAAGAGAAGAAGGAAUUCCCUAAACCAGCUAUCAACGGCCUGCCACCCACUCCCAAAGUACUGAUGGGAGCCUGUUUCUCUAAAGUGUUUGAUGGCUGUCCGCUAAAGAUCAACUGUGCCACUUCAUGGAUUCAUCCAGACACCAAAGAUCAAUACCUAAUCCUUGGGACAGAAGAUGGAAUCUAUACGCUGAAUCUUAAUGAGCUUCAUGAAGCCACGAUGGAGCAGCUCUUCCCAAGGAAGUGUACAUGGCUGUAUGUUAUCAACAACAUCCUGAUGUCUCUAUCUGAAGGGAAAACCUUCCAGCUGUAUUCCCACAACCUCAUUGGGCUGUUUGAGCAGCUGAAGAAGCCCGGCCUGGUCGCUCAGUUCCAGACUCAUCGCUUCCCAGAAAAAAUAUUACCCAGGAGGUUUGCCUUGACAACUAAGAUUACCGACACAAAGGGCUGUCACAAGUGUUGCAUUGUGAGAAACCCGUACACGGGCCACAAGUACCUGUGUGGAGCUCUGCAGUCUGGGAUUGUCCUGUUGCAGUGGUAUGAGCCCCUGGAGAGGUUCAUGUUCGUCAGGCAUUUUGACUUCCCCCUUCCCAGUCCGCUGAAGGUGUUCGAGAUGCUGGUGGUCCCGGAGCAGGAGUAUCCUCUGGUGUGCGUGGCCAUCAGCCAGGGCUCGGAGCCGGGCCAGGUGGUCCGCUUUGAGACCAUCAACCUCAACUCCUUAUCCUACUGGUUCACGGAGACGGAACCAACUUAUCAGCAGGUGGAUGUGAUCCACGUCACCCAGCUGGAGAAAGACACGGUGUUGGUGUGUCUGGACCAAAAUUUGAAGAUUGUUAAUCUCCAGGGCAGAUUGAAGUCCAACAAGAAGCUGGCAUCUGAGCUCAGCUUUGACUUCUGCAUUGGAUCUGUUGUGUGCCUUCAGGACAGUGUCUUGGCCUUCUGGAAACAUGGCAUGCAGGGAAAGAGUUUCAAGUCCAAUGAGGUGACCCAGGAGAUUUCUGAUCCAAGCAGAGUUUUCCGUCUCCUUGGAUCUGACAGGGUGGUGGUUCUGGAGAGCCGACCCACCGACAACCCCACGGCCCCGAGCAACCUCUUCAUCCUAGCAGGUCACGAGAACAGUUACUGAGACCGGACGGGCGUUCGGAGAAGCAUGAAGACGCCUCAAGUGUUGGGAGAAAAACUUUUUUGUUUUUAAGUCAACAGUUACCGGUGGGGAGCUUGUGUUACUGAUCACGGGAACCUCGCAGGUCAGUAAAAAAGAAAAGAAAAAAAAAGCGGAGCCUCUUCAGACAGGAUUCACGAGCGGCCUUUACACCAGCGACGCGUUCACUGUGGCUCCGACGACAAAACUGUUACGAGAAACAAUAAAAAGCUCAUUGUCACCUACUCUUAUUUUUCCUUCCCCCCUCACUCUUCUGUUACCGUUAGAACGAGGUCACGUUAUCUUCGAGGUUAUCAUUGAGAAAAAGUGCCAUGUUAAAAAAAAACUCACAAGAAUUCUGUGAUUGUAUUAAAACGACGGGAGAUUUAUAUUUGUCUGUAACACGUCACCGCGUAUGAUCACCGUCGGCGACGAACAUUACUCGGCGCCUUUGGAAAAGAGAUUUUUUUUUUUUUUACAAGUCUGUAGUCAAAUUAAUGGAUCAGUUUCAACAUUGGAACCCACGAGCCACGAGUGGGUUAUUUAAGCAAUAUUUAUUAACAUCGUGCUCAGUCGUAGAUAAUGUUGGAGGAUUAACUACCUGUAGUGAACAGAUCCCCCGAGCAGCUUCUGGUUAUUUUUCACCGCUAUGUAACAUAACCGCAUCUCUCCUGCUCCACUGCGUUUCCUUUUUUUUUUUUUUUUUUUUUUUAGAAGUUGAAUAUAAUGUACAUUUUUUUCUGUCCUCUCUCUCUCUCUCUCUCUCGCUCCUUCCUUUUCCUUUCCCCCUCUUCUUUUAUAGAACCCCUUUUAAUUCUUCAUUAUUUGCACCAUGUAAGCACUUUUGUACAUUUAUUUUUUAAUUUAAAAUAAAAUGACAAAAUGAGGGACGAUGCUAUAGGUUUUGUUGUGUUAACAUCUUUUUGCAUUCCCCCUUCGCGACAACUGUUUAAUGAACGCUGUUUUUUUGUAAUAAAAUAAAAAUUUUAAAUAAAAAAAACGCUGUUGUUAACAAGA
Molecule: messenger RNA, 4358 nt
Organism: Scophthalmus maximus (turbot)
Lineage: Eukaryota; Metazoa; Chordata; Actinopteri; Pleuronectiformes; Scophthalmidae
Gene: map4k5
Product: mitogen-activated protein kinase kinase kinase kinase 5
Exons: 35
Coding region: 621-3326 (901 amino acids)
Biological process (GO): protein phosphorylation
Molecular function (GO): MAP kinase kinase kinase kinase activity; ATP binding
Source: RefSeq, a predicted model, not a curated record